Messenger RNA from Linum tenue, 891 nucleotides. The record is from the annotation of a GenBank genome assembly. NCBI's taxonomy places the organism in Eukaryota, Viridiplantae, Streptophyta, Magnoliopsida, Malpighiales, Linaceae.
CGAACUCUAAGCCCAGCCCACGAUGGAGCGCAUCUCAAUCACAAUCGUUGGGGCAAAACAAGAUAAGGCAACCAGUUCCCUCUCGUCUUCAUCUCCAUCUUCCCCCGCCAGGAGGAAGGUAUGGCGUCCUCUUCCACCUCCUGCUCCUCCCUCUUCCGGCCAGCUCAUCUCACUGGAUUGGGCCGGCGACCAUUUACUUCUUCCACCAUUGGCAAAUCCUAUGUUUCCCUGAACUCUAAUCCCAGCCGCAGGUUGUUGUUUUCAACACCUUCAAAACCCGGCCGCCAAAUCCAGUCGACAUGGUCGUCUACCCGACACUUGACACCGUCGGCGGCGAUACUCAACGCGGAGCACUCGCAACCCGACCCGACAUUUCCCGGUGCAGACCUCCAUCUGGGGACAUGGAUGGUGGCGGCCGAUAUAGACCCAGCCACGGCAAAAGUGGCGAUUGGCGUUUUGGGGCCGUUCCUUUCGGCAUUUGCGUUUCUCUUCAUUGUCAGGAUCGUCAUGUCCUGGUACCCGAAGCUCCCCGUCGGCAAGUUCCCUUACGUCGUUGCCUAUGCUCCCACGGAGCCCAUUCUGGCGGUGACCCGGAAAGUCAUCCCGCCACUCGCCGGAGUGGAUGUCACCCCGGUCGUUUGGUUUGGGCUCGUCAGCUUUCUCAACGAAAUACUCGUUGGUCCACAGGGGCUUCUGGUCCUCAUUUCGCAACAGGUUAACCGAUGAUAUGGUCGAAAUGUGGUUACAGGAGCAAAAGCAAACAGUUUUGGGUUCUGCUCAAGUUUGGUAGUAAAUGUUCAAGUCUUGAAGAUAUAUUUGUAAAACUCGAGUUUGGUGAAUGCUGGUGCAUUGGCGUAUAUGCAAAACCUAUUGCGAUUAUGAGAAAGUUCA